GCAGCAGCAGCCGCCGCCCCAGGCCCCCCCCAUGGAGCCCGAGGCCCCGGAUUCCCGCAAGAGGCCCCUCGAAACGCCCCCCGAGGUGGUCUGCACCAAGCGCAGCAACACGGGAGAGGAAGGCGAAUACUUCCUGAAGGUGCUGAUCCCCAGCUACGCGGCAGGCUCCAUCAUUGGCAAGGGCGGGCAGACCAUCGUGCAGCUGCAGAAGGAGACAGGAGCCACCAUCAAGCUCUCUAAGUCCAAAGACUUCUAUCCGGGAACCACAGAACGAGUAUGCCUGGUACAGGGCACAGCAGAGGCCUUGAAUGCUGUGCACAGCUUUAUUGCUGAGAAGGUCCGAGAAAUCCCACAAGCAAUGACCAAGCCUGAGGUGGUCAACAUCCUUCAACCCCAAACCACGAUGAACCCCGACAGAGCCAAGCAGGCCAAGCUGAUCGUCCCCAACAGCACCGCGGGCCUGAUCAUCGGCAAGGGGGGCGCCACAGUGAAAGCCGUGAUGGAACAGUCGGGUGCCUGGGUGCAGCUGUCCCAGAAGCCAGAGGGCAUCAACCUUCAGGAGCGUGUGGUGACAGUCAGCGGCGAGCCGGAGCAGGUGCACAAGGCCGUGAGCGCCAUCGUGCAGAAGGUACAGGAAGACCCCCAGAGCAGCAGCUGCCUCAACAUCAGCUACGCCAACGUGGCUGGCCCCGUGGCCAACUCCAACCCCACCGGUUCACCGUACGCCAGCCCCGCCGAUGUGCUGCCCGCCGCUGCCGCCGCCUCGGCCGCUGCCGCCUCCGGCCUGCUGGGCCCCGCGGGGUUGGCGGGCGUGGGCGCCUUCCCGGCCGCCCUGCCUGCCUUCUCAGGCACCGACCUGCUGGCCAUCAGCACGGCGCUUAACACGUUGGCCAGUUACGGCUACAACACCAACUCCCUCGGCCUGGGCCUCAACUCGGCCGCGGCCUCCGGGGUCCUGGCCGCCGUGGCCGCUGGUGCGAACCCCGCCGCCGCCGCCGCCGCCAACCUCCUGGCGUCCUACGCGGGCGAGGCCGGGGCCGGGCCCGCCGGAGGGGCCGCCCCGCCUCCGCCCCCGCCCCCUGGAGCCCUGGGGUCCUUCGCCCUGGCCGCAGCCGCCAACGGCUACCUCGGGGCCGGGGCGGGCGGCGGGGCGGGCGGCGGGGGUGGCCCGCUGGUGGCCGCCGCAGCUGCAGCCGGGGCCGCCGGGGGCUUCCUGACGGCAGAGAAGUUGGCAGCUGAGAGUGCCAAGGAGCUGGUGGAGAUUGCGGUGCCUGAGAACCUGGUGGGGGCCAUCCUGGGCAAAGGGGGCAAGACGUUGGUGGAGUACCAGGAGCUGACAGGCGCGCGCAUCCAGAUCUCCAAGAAGGGGGAGUUCCUGCCUGGCACGCGGAACCGGCGGGUCACCAUCACGGGCAGCCCUGCGGCCACGCAAGCCGCUCAAUACCUCAUCAGCCAGCGGGUCACCUACGAGCAGGGAGUGAGGGCCUCAAACCCCCAGAAAGUGGGAUGAGGCCUGUGGUGUGUGCUCCCACCCCUCCUCCCGGCCCCUUCUCUUCCUCUUCCUUCUCCUCCCCUCCCCCACCCCCCACUCCCAACUCCUGACCUCAGCUCCGAGUGUAGUCCUGCUCCUCGUGGGAUGGGGCUGGGGUAAGCCUGACUGCACCCCCCCCUCCUUCUGGUAGUCAUAGGCAGGAUUGAGUGAUGGCUGGGGAUGGGGCCCAGAAGCUCCCUCCCCAGCUCUGAACUGACCCUUCUUCCUUCCUCCCUAAGCUUGACUGGGCCUGACCCUCCGCUCCCAGGGCCCGGCUCUGUGUGAUAUCUGUAUAUAUUGCAUUUUGUUGAUUUUAAUAGAAAACAAAGCGUUAUUUUCUCUUUCUUUCCCUCCUUUUAUUUUCUUUUUUCUUUUUCUUUUUUUCUUUUCUUUUUUCCUUUUAUUUCCGUUUUUUCUUUUCUUUUCUUUUCUUUUCUUUUUUUUUUUGGUAAGGAUUUUUUUCCCCCUUUGUGAGUUUUUGUUUCCAUAUGGGAGGAGGGGAGGGAGCCUCUGGGCCACCUAGAAUGAGGGGCCUCCCCCAAACAACACCCCACCUCUCCUGCUUUCAGUUCCAGAUCUGAGAGAAGGGAUGGGAGUAGAGGUAGCCGAGGAGUCUGAGCUGAAAUGGGGUAUUUGGAGCAGGGACCCCAGAGUUCCCAGAUUUUCUCAGCGACUCUACCCCUAUUGGAGCUGCCCCUCCUAGGUGGGACUGUUCACUGUUUUGUUGUCAGGUCGUAUAGGGGGAGGGGGUGCAGUGCUGCUGGGAAUGAGACCAGCUCUAGGAUUCGUCCAGUCCUGUGGGCAAGACUCUUGUGAGAGGCUGGAACAGCUUCCUGUGGCAUCUUCUGUGGUUUUACCUAGAGUAAUGGGAAUGAAGGUCCCUGUUGGGAUGUCCCUGAGUCAAGUACUCUCUGGGGUGCUGCUGGGACUCCUUCUGAUGUCAUGGGAAGUAGUUCCCCAGAGGUCACUUCCUGUGAUGAUAGGACAGACAGGUACUUCCUAUGAUGUCUCAGUGGACCUUCCUUGAAGGUUACUUCAGCAACAUCAUGGGGGCAUGUACUUCCUGUGGUAUCUCCAGGUUAUUUCCUGUGACGUCAUUGGGAUGGAGCAUGCACUUCCUAAAUUGGGCCAUGGCCAGUCACUGACACUCCUUCUCCGCCCGCACCCCUCUUUGGUGGGUCUUGGCCUGGGGGUCUGCCUAGGAGGAGAAUAAGGGGUGGGACUUGGAGCAUAUCUGGAGGACUCUAAGGAAAAAGACCCAAUAUUGUCAGGGUCAUCUCUAUCCAAAUACACCAAGUCUGUGAACCUGGCAGGGAGGGGUGGGAGAUGGAGCUAGUGAAAACUGUUAAAGACCCCCAUUCCCACCCCCGCCUUUUGUGUGCAUGCUUGUGUCUGCGUGGCUUUGUUCCAUUGAGUCUGGUGAGCCAAAUGUGUGGUGGCUCUGUCAGGCCAUCAUGACCCAGUGUAGAGUUCAGUGAGCCACGGUAGGGUCCCUUGAGCCUGAAUGCUUCGUGUGGUCUAGUAGAUUAGAUUGGCUUGUGGUUUCCAGCAAGCUGGAGUACUUUGGUAGUAUUGGAGGGAUCAGAAUGUUUUGGUGCUCUUGCCAUGGGCCCUGAGGAGCUAGAAAAUUCUGAUGGAGUCUGCCAAGCCAGGCAGCCCUGAGAGUUGGUUUGGGAGUGGCUCCCUGAGCACUGCGACUGUGGUCAGCUCUAAGGCCUUGUUGGCAGGCUGAGAUUUCAGGGCCUGACAACCCUAUGGACUUAGGAUAGCUGAGACCCACCUCUCCCCUCAUCCAUCUCCCCCUCCCCCUUGGAGACCACCUCCACUUCCUCCAGCCCAAAACAGGGCCCCCAGUGCCCUGGUUCCAUCAUCAGCAUCUCUGGGGGAGGGGUACCCCACGCCCACCCUCUCCCCCAUUUGUCCCCCUCCUAGGUCUUCCAGACCCUUCUCUACUCCAUGGCUUUGGGGGAAUCAGGCCUCCUCGUCUCUCUCCCAACAAAGGGAAAGAAGAAAAGCCAGAGACAAUUCCCACCCCUAAAGCCUGGGAGACCCCUGCCCCUUGCUAGAGAGCCACCCCCAAAUCAAAAUGUGAAAAUCCCUAGAAAGCAAUAGCCUUCAAGGUACCUUGCACUGAAUUUCCCACCCCGGCCCUUCCGCCUGAUGGGAGGCUGUAGCUUGGGCACUAGGGUGACUUUUUCCAUGCCCUCUUCAUCUCCAGGGUGGGGGGCAGGCCCCAUUUCCCCAUCCCCCAUCUCCCAUCGCUGCUGCCCCCACCCUUAAUCUCCAGACUGAACCCAGAUGGAGAUUCGAGUGCCAAAACAAUUCUUGAUGUAACUUUGUACAUAU
Messenger RNA from Zalophus californianus (California sea lion), 3877 nucleotides. RefSeq names its product NOVA alternative splicing regulator 2 (gene NOVA2). NCBI's taxonomy places the organism in Eukaryota, Metazoa, Chordata, Mammalia, Carnivora, Otariidae. Bases 32 to 1510 code for a protein of 492 amino acids. Gene Ontology annotation, biological process: mRNA splicing, via spliceosome; regulation of alternative mRNA splicing, via spliceosome. Gene Ontology annotation, cellular component: nucleus; cytoplasm. The record is from RefSeq and is a predicted model, not a curated record. The transcript has 4 exons. Gene Ontology annotation, molecular function: mRNA binding.